Ophidiomyces ophidiicola is the source of this 879-nucleotide messenger RNA. RefSeq lists its product as uncharacterized. The record is from RefSeq and is a predicted model, not a curated record. The transcript has a single exon. Lineage: Eukaryota; Fungi; Ascomycota; Eurotiomycetes; Onygenales; Onygenaceae. The coding region runs from base 1 to 879 and encodes 292 amino acids.
AUGCGCAAAUUGUCGAUUUCAAACCUUGUUUACAAUGUCCUUUUCCCUAAACCUCGUGCGAACGAUCCCACCAGCUUCGCCUCCCACAUCACACGAAACCUCGUUCCCGAAGUACGCGUUGAAACCUCUACAUUUUAUGGCUCUCUAGACUGCGUGGAGGCACAAUAUCCGGGCCUCGACUAUUCCUUUCCGCCCCAUAGAAUGAGAUUGAGUCGUUUUCACCACCACAAGAGAUUGUUCAAGGCCUUCGAUGAGCUAGGGCUGACGAAGGACGAAAUCGCUUCUCUUUGUCGAUGGGAAGGAACAAAAUCCGCUCGGGACCGGUAUGAGCGAGACGAAGGGAUCCGUGUUCGCGACACAACCGCAGAUGGAAUUUAUGUCUCCAGCCCGCACGUUCCCGCCACAAUCCACCUUCACCCCUUCCACGACGACGAGGGUUCCACCCACGCUCCCUCGAUCCGCACUCCGGAUAGCAUAGAAAUUCGCCGAACCCACACCUCCCACGACGACUCGCCGGUCGAGGACGAAAGCAGUGAGGAUGAACUGGAAGAAAGCGUUGGAUUUGCGUUGAAUCAACACCUCCUUGAAGCCACCGCCGCCCGGGAGCGCGGCGCCGAUGUUUCCCUCGAUGAUGUGUGGGAGCAGUGGCUGAAAGAUGCCAUCGAGCGUGGGAGCUACGAGGAUAUUCUGCAUACUAUCCGCGAGGGCUCGGUGGAUUUUGCCCGGGCGCUGACAUCGCCGACCACGAUAUACGGGAACAGUUUGGAUGCUCGCCAGGCCAGACAGCGCGUCAUGCAAUCUCCAAAUACCGCACUGGCAUCGGGAUUGUCUCAAUACGGCGCACCGGAUCCGUCGCCAGGCCCUCCAUCGCACCCAUAA